Molecule: messenger RNA, 969 nt
Organism: Arabis nemorensis
Lineage: Eukaryota; Viridiplantae; Streptophyta; Magnoliopsida; Brassicales; Brassicaceae
Source: the annotation of a GenBank genome assembly
AUGACAUCGACCGAUGAUUCAUCGCAAAAUCAAGUAGUUUUUGCUAAUGGAUCUUCUUCAGACAACAACAAAACCAAUUCUGAUUCUUCUCGUAAAACUACGUACGAGGAUCUUGUCCAAAACUCUGAUCUCUUCUGGGAAAAACUCCGUGAUUUUCUCGGAUGUACUGACAACCCUUUAAUGGUUCCUACUGUGGGAGGAAAAAGUAUCUGUCUACAUAAGCUUUUCAAAGAGGUUACAGCUCGACUCGGUCUUGAAAGGGUGAUCAAGGACCGUAAAUGCACUGAAGUGAUUGCAACAUUUGGUUUGAAGACCCCAAUAACAAAUGCUUCACUUGCUUUGAAGAAGCACUAUGUGCCAAUGCUCUUUAAAUUCGAGCAUGUGUAUUACCUCAAAAAACCAGUUUCUUCAUUCGCGGCGAGAGCACUGCGAGCUGGAACCGAGGUUGAUGGGAUAAUCGAAGGGAAGUUCAAUAACGGUUAUUUUGUAAGGGUGAAGAUGGGUUCAAAAGAGCUCAAAGGAGUGGUUUACCGUCUUGAAUCUCCAAGCCGCAAGAAGAAAUCAAAAUCAGAUCCUAAGAAACCUAAGUCGCACAGAAGCGGUUAUAACUUCUUCUUUUCCGAGACCUACGAGAGGCUUAGACCUCAUUUCCCUAGAUCAGGACAACUUCUCACUCUAGAAAUUGCGGAAAUGUGGAGAAGUCUCUCUAAAUCUGAUAGAGAGGUUUAUCAAGAAAAAGGUCGUAAGGAUAGGGAGAGGUCUAGGAAAGAGAUCUCGGAGUACAAAUCUUUAAUGGCUUCCCGCGCUGCGACUGAUGCAGCGGUGAAUGAUGCAGCUGCUGCAGCUGAGGCUGUUGCGACCGAUGCAGAGAUGAAUGAUGCAACGGAUUCUGAUGCAACGGUGUCUGAUGCUGGAACCGAUGAAGCGAUGAAUGAUGCAGAGAAUGAUGCAGCGACCGCGGCUGAGUAG